AUGCUCCGACGGGUGACGGACGCGCGCGCGUUCGCGAGCGCGUCGCGCGCGCUCGCGUCCGCGACGGGCGUCGGCGCGCGACGCGGCGCGGGAUCCAGCGCGGAGGCGCCGGUGCAGGAAUUCCACCACGCCCCGCUCUUCGCGACGACGACGGCGAAAACGGACGUCGAAUGGCGAUUGGUGACGCGAGAGGGCGUGCGUGAGGUCCAGAGCGCGGGCGGGGAGACGUUCCUGGAGGUGCGGGCGUCGGCGCUGCGGGCGCUGGCGGCGAGGGCGACGCGGGACGUCUCGCACCUGUUGCGACCGGGACACCUGCGACAGUUGCGGAAGAUACUGGAUGACGCGGAAUCGUCGAAGAAUGAUCGGUUCGUGGCGUUGGAACUGUUGAAGAACGCGUGUGUCGCGGCUGGGAUGGUAUUGCCGGGGUGUCAGGACACCGGGACGGCGAUCGUGAUGGGAAAGCGCGGCGGGCGAGUGCUGACGGAUGGCGACGACGAAGAGGCGCUCAGUCGAGGGGUGUACGACACGUAUACGACGACGAAUCUGCGGUACUCUCAGGUGGCGCCGCUGACGAUGUUCGAAGAGAAGAACACGGGGACGAAUUUGCCGGCGCAGAUAGAUCUGUACGCGACCAGUGGGGAUGAGUAUCACUUUCAGUUUAUGACAAAGGGCGGCGGGAGCGCGAACAAGACGUUUCUGUAUCAGCAGACCAAGGCGGUGCUGAACGAGGCGAGUUUGAUGUCCUUCUUGGAGGAGAAGAUUAAGACGAUUGGAACGAGCGCGUGUCCGCCGUAUCACCUGGCCGUCGUCAUUGGGGGAUUGAGCGCCGAGUUAAACCUGAAGACGGUCAAGAUGGCGAGCGCGAGGUAUUACGACAAUCUGCACACGUCUGGGAGUGAGCUCGGACGCGCGUUCCGGGACUUGGAGUGGGAGGAGAAGAUUUUGAAGAUGACGCAAGACAUGGGAAUCGGCGCACAGUUCGGUGGGAAAUACUUUUGCCACGACGUGCGCGUGAUCCGCCUGCCGCGUCACGGCGCGUCGUGUCCCAUUGGCAUCGGCGUCUCGUGCUCUGCCGAUCGUCAAGCGCUCGGUAAGAUCACCAAAGACGGCGUUUUUAUCGAAGCACUCGAAACGGAUCCCAGCAAGUACCUCCCGGACGUCACGGAGGGCGCGCUCUCGAACGAAGUCGUGCACAUUGAUUUGAACCAACCAAUGGCUGACAUUUUGGCAAAGCUCAGCCAGUGUGAGGUCACGACGAGGCUCACGCUCACCGGCCCGCUCGUCGUCGCGCGCGACAUCGCGCACGCCAAGCUCAAAGAGCGACUCGAUCGCGGCGAGGAUCUGCCGCAAUACAUGAAGGAUCACGCGGUGUAUUACGCCGGUCCCGCCAAGACGCCCGAGGGCAUGGCGAGCGGCUCCUUCGGCCCCACCACCGCCGGUCGCAUGGACUCUUACGUCGAUCAGUUCCAAGCCGCCGGCGGCUCGAUGGUCAUGCUCGCCAAGGGUAACCGUUCGGGUGCUGUCACGCGCGCGUGCAAGACCCACGGCGGUUUCUACCUCGGAUCCAUCGGCGGUCCCGCCGCGAUUCUCGCGCAAAACAACAUCAAAAAGGUUGACGUCUUGGAGUUCCCCGAGCUCGGCAUGGAGGCUGUGUGGAAGAUCGAGGUCGAGAAUUUCCCAGCCUUUGUCGUCGUCGAUGACAAGGGGAACAACUUUUUCUUGAAAUGGACCGGUUAA
Ostreococcus tauri is the source of this 1737-nucleotide messenger RNA. Its product is annotated as Iron-dependent fumarate hydratase. Gene Ontology annotation, molecular function: fumarate hydratase activity. The record is from RefSeq and is a predicted model, not a curated record. Gene Ontology annotation, biological process: generation of precursor metabolites and energy. The transcript has a single exon. Bases 1 to 1737 code for a protein of 578 amino acids. Lineage: Eukaryota; Viridiplantae; Chlorophyta; Mamiellophyceae; Mamiellales; Bathycoccaceae.